Messenger RNA from Clarias gariepinus (North African catfish), 1854 nucleotides. RefSeq lists its product as uncharacterized. The record is from RefSeq and is a predicted model, not a curated record. Lineage: Eukaryota; Metazoa; Chordata; Actinopteri; Siluriformes; Clariidae. Bases 71 to 1447 code for a protein of 458 amino acids. The transcript has 8 exons.
AACACAUCAGCUCCUGAGAACAUUCCACUUCAACAUCACAGAUUAGUAAUAUUAUUCAGGUUUCUUCCAGAUGGCGGUCUCUAUGAAGCGCUGGGUUACAGGGACAGCACUCUGCAUCACCGCGUUAUUGAUGUCAGCCUCUGCUGAAAGUGCAGAUAUAAAAAAACCUGAGACGCUUGUUGUGGAUUCACUGAGUUAUUACUUCAGCAUUGAGAUCAUGAACCGCGUCUACAACGAUUCUCUCCAGGACUCCAAUUCUCCAGACUAUAAGAGGAUGUUCAAUGAAGUUAGCGGCGCAGUCCUCCUUGCCUAUGGCUGCCCCACCUGUCCUAAUAAUGCCGCUUAUCAGGGUGUGACAGACAUGAAUUUCAGAAAGGGAUCAGUGAUUGCAGACUUCAUCGUUCUCUUCAAAGGCAGCUUUACCAAUCCUGUAUUACUGAAAUUCGUUUUUCUGAGUGCCCUUUCAAGCAAUAAUGAAAUAAAUGGGCUUAUAAUCAAACCUACAUCUGUACAGGACUCAUAUGUAACAACCACAACUUCCACACCAACCACCAGCACAACAGCCACUACAACAACAACCACCACCACACCAACAACUACCACCACCACACCAACAACCACCGCAACCACCACCACACCAACAACAACUACCACCACCACACCAACAACCACCGCAACCACCACCACACCAACAACUACCACCACAACCACCACCACACCAACAACUACCACAACCACCACCACACCAACAACCACCCCCACAACAAUCACCACACCAACAACUACCACAACCACCACCACACCAACAACUACCACAACCACCCCCACAACAAUCACCACACCAACAACCACCACCAGAACCACCACGACACCAAAAACAAGAACACCAAAAACACCCACCACAAUGCCUGAUAACACUUCAAAAUCUAGUGAACAAAGCUCCAGCCUUCCAAUUUUCCUCCCAACACAUGCUUCAGAGGGCCUUACGUCCAGCAGAUCCAUCACCACCAGCAAUAAGUCCUCUACCAUCACCAUAAGCAGCCAUUCAAUAGGCAGUUCUUCAAUCCACACCAGAGGGACCAACUCUUCCUCCACCAGUGACAAAGAUAGCAAAACCAGCAACCCACCACCUUAUCCCAGCGAAGGGGUCCCUGGCUGGGCAAUUGCUUUACUUGUGCUGGCUGCCAUUGCCAUCCUGCUCCUCAUCAUCAUAAUCAUCAUCCUGCUGGUAAGAUGGUGCUGUGUGGAUAGUGAGGACGACGUUCGGUCUCUACCACCACAGGAACACACUCCCUACAUGAGAACCACCUUCAGAGAGCCGCUGUCUGUUCCAGCUUAUAGCCCUCACACACCACAAAAGAAUGUCUAUCCUUUUGAUGAUUUGCCUCAAAGCCCCAAACCUAAACCACCCCGAACAGGAACCUACGUGGUCAACCCAGAGAGAUGAUGAAAUUUUAGAGACAUGAGACUUCUUGUGAAUAUUCGUGGACUGAAAAACGGUGUGGAUGCCACCUGCUCAUGACGUCUGCUUCACAACAGAACUAAUGUGUGUAUCGCAAUCUCAGGAAUAUGUCUUCUAAGUAUUAUUGCCAAAAUAUGAAAAGUGGUAUUUUACUAAUUGUGUAUGUAAAGUGCUUUUAAUCUUAUCCGUGGAAAAAAUCCACCAGUCAUGAUUUAUAGUCAUAAGAUUCCAAAACUAGCAAAAAAUGGCAGGAUUCAGAUUUUUUAAAGAGAUUACUAUGCAUGUAACUUAUUUUAUCUGACUUAUAAAUAAUAACUGUAAAAUAUAUAAUUGUAAAAAAAUAUAUUGUAAAAAUAUAAACAUAUAUUUUAUAUUGUUUCAACAUUUUAAUG